Molecule: messenger RNA, 1942 nt
Organism: Abrus precatorius (Indian licorice)
Lineage: Eukaryota; Viridiplantae; Streptophyta; Magnoliopsida; Fabales; Fabaceae
Product: ATP synthase subunit delta', mitochondrial
Exons: 2
Coding region: 1221-1709 (162 amino acids)
Biological process (GO): proton motive force-driven ATP synthesis
Molecular function (GO): proton-transporting ATP synthase activity, rotational mechanism
Source: RefSeq, a predicted model, not a curated record
UUUUUUCUUUUCUUUUCUUUUUUUUUUCACAUUUCAAUAUUACACAUUACCAUGCAGUGACUUCAAUAACUUUUCUUUUUUUUUUGGAAAUGAAUGUGAGAUCGUAUGAAUGUAUUAUUAUUGCUUCUUGGCCUUAGCAAUAUCUCUUUUCUGAACUGAGUCUUGAAAUGAAACUCUUCCUGCAAUUUCUAGCUUUUCCUUUUCCAUUUUGAAUUUGUUUUGUUUUGGAUACCCAUAAACUUUGAAGUAUUGGAAUGUACUCUACAAUCUGUGAUGCAGAAUAAAAUUCUGGAAGAUGCAUUAUCUACCAUGUCAUAAUAUAUUUCCAAACCAUCUGCAUGGUUAUUAGAAAGUCUGCAUGUUUUUCUCUUUCUUUUAUCAUGUCUUUAGCAUUGUUUUUAUCCCUAAUAAAAUAAAAAAUAACAAUUAUACAUUUUUUUAUCACUGCGAAAUGAAUCUUUAGCAAUGUCUUCAAUGAUGACUGCUAAUGCAUUUACUAUUUGCUCUUACAACAACAAACAACAACUACGCCUUAUCCCAGAUUUGCUCCUAGUAAGAGUAAAUUUUGUAUUGAGAAGGGAGGGACAGAUAUCAUAAAAAUAUUUAACCAUGAUAAUAUUCAUGAUAUCCCUUUAUUCUUGUAGUUGUUUUAUGCUGUUUCAUGCUACCCUAUAUUUCAAGUUUGUGCUUGCAGUAAUCCUGCUAAUUUGCAUGAAGGUUUUCCUUAAACCUUGUGCAUUUUGGGAUCCAUGCAGAUGUGAUCAAUAGAACCUGUCUCAGUCUAAAGCACGCCAUCCUUUCUCUGCAAAGUUAUUUAUCUUGAGUUAGAUGUUUUGAGGUCUGGAUAUCAAACAGAUGUAAUCAUGCAUGUCAAUUCACGUGGAAUUUGGUUUGUCUGAUCAUACUUACUGUGACUCUUCUAAAUGAAUUCAUGAAGUCCGUCACUUUUGUCAGGAUUGUGUUGUAUGCAGUCCUUUUAAAGCUUAAGACAGUCAGCCUUGCUGUUGGAUUCGGUUGCUGUCAUUAUGGUACGAAAUAGUGGUAGCAGUUUGUGGUGAUGCUGGUAAGAUUAAUUAUAUGUGAGCAUUUAGGUGGAUGCAAAAGUGUGCUUGCAGUAGCAUUGAUAGUCCAAGAAAAAAAAUAAAGGAUUGAAACCAAAAGAGAAAUCAGAACUAUUGGUAACUGAAAUUUUCCUCCAAGUAAUUUCUUUCUGCCACCAAAUGCAUGUAAUUUGCCAGUAUCUGAUUAUGUGUGAAUUAAUAUGCCAGCGUCUAUUUCUUAUCCUUGUAACUGUCAAUAUAAAACAGCUGACUAAUUUUGUGGAGCAAAAAGCCCUACUACAAUUUAGGCUACGCUUGGUAAAGGUUGACAUGGUCAUAGUACCGGCAACAACUGGGCAGAUGGGUGUUCUCCCUGGACAUGUAGCAACAAUUGCAGAGUUGAAACCUGGUGUUCUAUCUGUACAUGACGGUAAUGAUGUCAGCAAGUAUUUUGUCAGCAGUGGCUUCGCAUUCAUCCAUGCAAACUCCGUCGCUGAUAUAAUAGCUGUUGAGGCUGUGCCGGUGGAUCAAAUUGAUGCGAACCUUGUCCAGAAGGGUCUUCAAGAUUUCACUCAGAAGCUGAACUCGGCCACAACUGAUUUGGAGAAAGCUGAAGCUCAGAUUGGGGUUGAUGUCCAUAGUGCUCUGAACUCUGCCCUCACAGGCUAAGUACUGUAGUUGAGUUUCCUUUUAAAUUGCUUAUUUUCCCCCAAGUCUGACCGUGUGUCAUUGAUUUAUCUCGGUGUAAUCAAAGUUGCUGCAGAACAUUUUCAUCAUGAAUUUCUGUGUUGAAAGUGACUUGAUAAAAUAAUAUUUCAACAGCUCCCAUCUAGCUCAAGGAAGUUGAGCAAGACCUUGAAUUAGAAACGAAAGCUUCAUUUUGGUUUUGGAUUAUAGGUAAU